Penicillium vulpinum is the source of this 384-nucleotide messenger RNA. RefSeq lists its product as uncharacterized. The transcript has 3 exons. NCBI's taxonomy places the organism in Eukaryota, Fungi, Ascomycota, Eurotiomycetes, Eurotiales, Aspergillaceae. Bases 1 to 384 code for a protein of 127 amino acids. The record is from RefSeq and is a predicted model, not a curated record.
AUGGCACCUAUUGGAUUGCUUUCUACUACUAAGCACUGCACUGCGGCUUCAAGUUUGAAAGCCGUUCUCACCCUCUCAUUACCAAGAUCUCCUCAUAUUUUACUCCUGAUCUGUGUUGAGACAGACCAUCUGACAGGUGCCUUGUUUUAUUCUUCGGUCAAUGCUAUUAUCAAAGAGGGUGCACUGAUGUUCCUAAUGGAGCCCGGCUAUCAGAUAGCCGACAAUCUUACGACGAUAUUCCCUCUGUUGCUGUGUCUCAGAGGAACUCUAUCAAUGAAGGUCGCUGUCUUGGAGACCAAGGUAGACAUUGUGGACCAGAAAGGAGAUCAAAGUGUCACCCAGGGCCCUACCUUGACGAAAACAUAUACCUUCGCUCUGUAUUAG